UUAAACGGAAGCAAAUGGAAUGGAACGGGGCGCGACCUACAUUGAAUUUGUCCAAUAUAAAAUAUCGGGUUUGUUGCAAAAAGAAACUGUUUGCAACCGUUUGGACUAAUUAUUACCCUGGACUGGAAAAUACUGGGGACGCGCCUCAACAAGCAAGUGUUCACAAUCCGUCAAAAUCUCAGAUGCAAAACUGGGCAAGCUACGAUUUAUAACACGGUACAACAUGAGGUUGCAUUGACCCUGAUAGUACUACCCCAGUAGCCUAGCACGAGGUGAAGGCUGGGUCACAGUGGUCAGUAACCCAGCUAGAAGGCUUGGCUCCAGGCUAGCCAGCCAGUCAGCAGAGGGAGGGUUGCCUUGCCACGGAACGGCCUGGUGAGCUGCGGAGACUAGCAGCGGCGGGGGGGGGUUGUGAUGAGUGGGAAGAGCCUGCUGUUAAAGGUGAUCCUGCUGGGGGACGGUGGCGUGGGGAAGUCUUCCUUAAUGAACCGCUACGUCACGGACCGCUUCGACGCCCAGUCCUUCCACACCAUCGGGGUGGAGUUCCUCAACAGAGACCUGGAGGUGGACGGGCGCCUGGUGACCCUUCAGAUCUGGGACACGGCGGGUCAGGAGCGCUUCAAGUCCCUGAGGACGCCGUUCUACCGUGGCGCCGACUGCUGCCUCCUCACCUUCGCUGUAGACGACCUGCACAGCUUCCAGAACCUGGCCAGCUGGAAGAAAGAGUUCAUGUGUUACUCUGACGUACGAGACCCAGAGAGGUUCCCCUUCGUUGUCCUGGGCAACAAGGUGGACAAGGAGGAGGGGAAGGAGGUGGGGGAGGACGAGGCUCGGGCCUGGUGCGAGGAGAACGGCUGUUGUCCCUACUUCGAGACCAGUGCCAAGGACGAUACUAACGUGGGAGUGGCAUUCGAGGCAGCGGUACGGGAGGUUCUGGCGGCGGAGGAUCAGAUCGACCACACGCUGUUGAGUAGCACUAUCGAUCUCCACGGCAACCGCUUUCUAGGUCUGUCUGAAUCAGAAGUGUUAUGUCUACGUGUGAGAGUUGCAGGAGACGCCUGUUUUAAUUUCAUCCCUUACCUACUACGGGGUGACCUAUGCUGGCCUGCCCUCACUGGAUUUGAACGAUGAAGCCAAAUUCAAAGGAACAUUUUGAGGACCUUAUUUGAAGGAAAAUAGCAUUACUGAUGUUUAUACAAUACUUCUGAUGCCUGAAGCCACAGUUGACACUUCAGUUGUCUGUUUCCAGUAUUUCACCUAGUCGUCACCAUGGUACCGUUGCUAUGCCUACCGCAUUACUACUACAAUACAUCGUUAUUAUUUUUGCGUGCAUGUGAAAUUCACUGAUUCAACUUACAUGUCUUAGUCUUUUUAAAGUUAUGUUUGUGUGCGGUACCAAUCUACAGGAAGUCAUCUGCCUCUCGAUUCAAAUGAAAUGCCUGUCUGGUACAGCAGAGGGGUCCACUGUGAAAGAACCAGCCGUUCACUGAAACUUCAGCACUGUUAUGUUCACGCUGACGUCGCGGUACACCUGUAUCUAUUGAAGAUGUUGAUUGUCAAUUUACUCAACCUGUGGUAUUCAGAAAAACAGUACAACAAGUACAGUUGGAAUGUUCUGUAACAAAGUGUUAACAGAUGAAAAAACGACAUGUAUUUUACCCAAUAGAAAGAGGGCUGGACGUCUGUUACGAGACAUCACAUUCCACUGCUGUGUCAACAAAUUCCCUGUCAAACUCUUAACAUACAGUUCUCAUGGCCUCCUCACCAUCUAGUCUGGUCUCACUCCCACUAACCAAUGUUGAUGACCUGUUUUUAAUCUAUAUGUUGAAUAAGACAUGUACACAGUAAUGUUUAUUUGCUUGCCACAGUGCACCAAGACAUGGCUACACGUACAUUGUAAAAGGGCAUUUGUUUCAUUCCUGAAAUAACUGUACAAUCAAUGAAAUCCUCAAUACUACUGUACGAACUGACUAAAAUAUCAUUUAACCUCAGCUAAGUGUUUGUUAGCCUGCUUUGAGCUGAGUAAGAGGUGUAUAACUGACUAUCAUAGAGUUGAUGUAGGAAUAUAACUGUAUAUCUGCUGAUUUGCUUGUAAUGCCAAUAUCAAACCUUCCUUAACCUCUUCAUUGCCCUAUGGAGGUUAAGACUGUCCCUUUACAGUCCUGCGUCCCAAAUGGCACCCUAUUAAUACCGUAAAUAGUGCACAACUCUUUAUCAGAGCCCUAUAGCCCCUGGUUAAAAUGAUGGCACUAUAUACAGAAUCAGCCCUAUGGCCCCUGGUUAAAAUGGCACUAUAUAGGGAAUCGGCCCUAUGGCCCCUGGUUAAAAUGAGGGCACUAUGUAGGGAAUCAGCCCUAUGGCCCCUGGUUAAAAUGAUGGCACUAUAUAGGGAAUCAGCCCUAUGGCCCCUGGUUAAAAUGAGAGCACUAUAUAGGGAAUCAGCCCUAUGGCCCCUGGUUAAAAUGAGGGCACUAUAUAGGGAAUCAGCCCUAUGGCCCCUGGUUAAAAUGAGGGCACUAUAUAGGGAAUAGGUUGCCAUAUGGGAUGCAGAAAGACUGAUGUAGGUGUGAAUACUAUCCAAUAAUGUACGACAACUAAUAAAACCAAAAACAUGCAACAUA
Molecule: messenger RNA, 2621 nt
Organism: Oncorhynchus mykiss (rainbow trout)
Lineage: Eukaryota; Metazoa; Chordata; Actinopteri; Salmoniformes; Salmonidae
Source: RefSeq, a predicted model, not a curated record